AUGCUGCUCCCAGCGAGCGCUCUGAUUGGCCUGCUGUGCCUGAGCCACGGCGGCGGCGCGCUGGCCUUCGCCCGGCUGCCGGACGACGUGGAGCUGCGCUCGGCGUUCUCGGCGGCGCGCACCAGCAGCAUGGAGGGCGGGCCCAAGAUGACCGUGACCUUCGACGCCCUUUACGUCAACAUCGGCGGGGACUUCGACGCCAAGGCCGGCGUGUUCCGCUGCCGCGUCGCCGGCGCCUACUACUUCUCCUUCACGGUGGGGAAGUUCCCCCACAAGGACCUGUCGGUGAUGCUGAUGAAGAACCGGAACGAGGUGCAGGCCAUCGUGUACGAGGAGAAUGCCGGGGAGGAGAGGAAGGUGCAGAGCCAGAGCGUCAUGCUGCAGCUGGAGUUCGGCGACACCGUCUGGCUCCGCCUCCACGGAGACCCUCGCUACGCGCUCUACAGCAACACCGGGCACUACACCACCUUCAACGGGUACCUCGUCUACCCGGACACCUUCAGCUUCCAGACGCACCGCCGGGACAGCCAGGCCACCGAGGAGGAGGAGGAGCCGCCGCAUCGCGAGGAAGAGGAGGACGACCACGAGCAGCAGCAGCAGCAGCAGGAGGAGGAGGAGGAGGAAGAAGAAGACCGGCGGAGAUCCGCCUUCUCCGUGGGGCGCACCCAGAGCAUCGUGGGCGCGGACCCGGCCGGCCCGCCGCAGCACCAGCCGGUCGGCUUCGACGUGGCGUUCGUCAACAUCGGCGGCGACUUCAACGUGACGGCGGGGCUGUUCACGUGCCGCGUCGCCGGCGCCUACUACUUCUCCUUCAACGCGGGCAAGCUGCCCACCAAGACGCUGUCCGUCAAGCUGAUGAAGAACCGCCUGGAGGUGCAGGCGAUGAUAUACGACGACAGCCGGGGCGAGAAGGCGCUGCAGAGCCAGAGCCUGAUGCUGCCGCUGCAGCCGGGCGACACCGUGUGGCUCUACUCGCACCAGCGCGACGGCUUCGGGGCGUACAGCAACCACGCCAAGUACAUCACCUUCACCGGCUUCCUGGUGUACCCGGACGCCGCCAACACCACCGCCGGCCAAUCGCACGCAGGCAAGAAGCCCUAGCUGCAGGCCGCCGGCGGGGGGGGGGGGGGCAUUGUGGGAGGAGUUCACGCAAAAAUGAAUCCCUUCUCAAAGUCAGAGGCCUCGGAGCGAAUGGAUUUCGCCUCAUCGACAGCGAGGGAACCUCGAGCGGCGGCGACCUCCCGACACCCCGUUAGCAAAACACAGCAGAACAAACAGAAUCCACUUUAAGAAAGUUAUAAUAAAUGAUUACAAGUGGGUGAGUUACGCCCUCUGGUGGCGGGAAAAAGAAUCUCCCAUUGCAGUGAAAACAAAAAGAUGAUUAAAUCCAUCGGAUGCAUUUCUUGAAGCGAGGUUGCUGACGGAGACAAGGUUUACGGCGUCCUCUGCGUUCGUGUGUAAAACAAAAAGUGACUUUCUUUUCCCGCCGGGCUCCGGGCCGCAAUUAGAUUUCUAGUCCUAACAGCAGUUUAAUUUAUGUCUUCAGAUGGCUGGGGAUGGGGGGGGGGGGGCACUGUGCAUGUCUGUGUAAUUUCACGCCGCCGGCAGGAAGACGAUGCUCUUCACGCCGAGAGGAACCUUGACUUCACCACGUGACCUCAUGACGUCACCGUCUCACGUGACCUCAUGACGUCACCGUCUCACCACGUGACCUCAUGACGUCACCGUCUCACGUGACCUCAUGACAUCACCGUCUCACCACGUGACCUCAUGACGUCACCGUCUCACGUGACCUCAUGACAUCACCGUCUCACCACGUGACCUCAUGCUUUGUGACAUGUUUGCAUUACAGCUCCCUGGAAGUGUUUUUUUUUAUUUAAUACAAUCAUCACAACGCGUUCAUUUUUAAAAUAUCUGUGUAGUCUAUCUUUGCAUCUUUUAGUUCAUCGUUUUGGUUUUAUAAAAAAACGAAAAACACAUCGAAUCACCACCUGCAGGGUUCACGCACAUGUUGAUCGACUUUUCCAGGACUUUAAAACCAAAUUUCCAUGACUGAACAUUUUGUGUGUAGACACAACCUCAAAUGAGACAUUAGUUUGAUGAAAAGAAUAAAUAUGUAAUAAAUAAAUGGUUCUUCUUUUAAUCAAAAUCAGCGUAAAUGAACACAUGGAUAUUACACAUGUCCAUGACUUUUCCCAAAACUUUUGGGAUUACAUAUUUUUCAAGGACUUGGAAAUAACCAUUUUUAAAUUCCAUGACUUUUCCAGGUUUUCCGUGUGAGCGUACGAACCCUGCAAACAACAGACGACGUUAGCGACGCGCGUAUUCAGACGAUAUUUCUCUGGUGGAGACCAAAAGCAGAGUUUAAAGCAGAGUGAUGACUGGACUGGAGUUCUGACACCGAGAACACACCGACGGCGUCACAGUGACUACAGUAAUUACCUUUCUGUUCCCACAACGUUACCCGGGCUUCAGUACCGAUCCGACCCCAGAGUUUCAUGGACACGCUGUUGGACUCACUGUGUGGAGGUGGUGUCAUUCUGUUAUGUGUAAGGCUGGAAUUAAAACACUGCUUUCCUAAGGUUGUAAAAUAAAAUGUAAAAAAAAUUAUACAUUUUAUUAUUUAAAUAAUACAAAUGUCAUAAAUUAAUAUGUAUUUAUAAAUAUAUAUAUACGAAAUGUGUAUUAUUUAAAUAAUUAAUAAACAUGUAAAAGAUUAAUAUUUAAAUGUGGGGUAUUUUUAAUUAUUUAAAUUUGAAGAUAAUCUUCAAAAUGCUAACCCUUUUAAAACAGCAACAUAUUGGUCAAUACUUCAAAAGGAAUUAAUAUUCCAGGACAUAAUGUACAUAAACAUAGAAUGAACUGUAUUCCACGCUGUGACGAGAGUGGACGAAGCUCUAAGUUAUUAAAUGUUACUCGUGUCCAAACUCGUGACUCGGAACACACGAACAAAAUGGCCGCCGCUCUGACCGUCUCUACUCCUUCUCCUCCUGGGGUCAGAAUUCCUGUCGAGUGACUUGAGAGCAAAAAUCAUCGGAAGCAUUUUGUUUGAUGCAUGCAUGUAAAAUACCGUGAAUAAAAACAUGUAUUUAAAUAAAUACGGUUGCUUUUCUCGUGACUCGCUGAGCGGCUCCACGCGGUCGACGCCCGCUCACCGUCUUUAUGAGGCGGAUGUACAGUAGCGCCACCUGUGGGAUGUUUCUGGUCUUCUUUCUGUCUGAUAAUCCAGAUGAAAGAUGGAUCGUCUCGUAUUGCAGCAGACGUGAGUCAAAAUACUGUUUUCCAAAAUGUGUGACUUUAGGGUCACAAAAAAACACAAAUCCAACUGUAAGAAAAUGUAAUAAAGUGAAACUCACAUUUUGACCCACGUCAA
Molecule: messenger RNA, 3373 nt
Organism: Pseudoliparis swirei
Lineage: Eukaryota; Metazoa; Chordata; Actinopteri; Perciformes; Liparidae
Gene: c1qtnf4
Product: C1q and TNF related 4
Exons: 2
Coding region: 1-1101 (366 amino acids)
Molecular function (GO): protein binding
Source: RefSeq, a predicted model, not a curated record